Messenger RNA from Fusarium pseudograminearum CS3096, 1872 nucleotides. RefSeq lists its product as uncharacterized. The record is from RefSeq and is a predicted model, not a curated record. Lineage: Eukaryota; Fungi; Ascomycota; Sordariomycetes; Hypocreales; Nectriaceae. Bases 1 to 1872 code for a protein of 623 amino acids. The transcript is spliced from 10 exons.
AUGCGUCAUGUCAUGUCAAAGUCCCCUAAACAACAUCCGAUCAUCAACACUAUCCAAAUGUCAUCACCCACUAUAGCACGCACCUGGCGCAAACGUCUCGCCGACCUCUACGAGCAAGAUUGUGGCCCUCUACCAGACCCUGUUCCAACUUUUGGUGCUGACCUGAUUACCGCGCCUUCGACGCCCGUCCUCUCUGCCAGUAUGGCUAAACCCGAUCCAGAUUUCCUCAAAAAACUUGAUCAAGGUAUAACUGUCGCACUUGCUACUCUGAGUCCCGACUACGACAACGACUUCAAUAGCUCGUCGGACGACGAAGAUUGUGCGCCAUGGUCACCACGGGCUCACGCUGCAUUGUUCUUCGAGAUGGCUCCGGCUCCUAGGGUUACUCGCAAAGACCAGAAGCGUAAAUGUUCAGAUGGAAGAAAAGACAAGCACUCGCUGCAAGAUACACAGCCUCAUAAACGAGCGAGACGGAUUGCCAAGAUGGGGAAAACAUCGUUUUCUCAACCAAAGCAACUAAGCCGAUCCGCCAAGGAGCAUCAUUCUCCUUAUAGUCCUCCUCAAACGCCUUCGCCAACUACCCAAGCGAGUCCCAAAGAUGGAACUAACUCGGCUCAAUCGAAGGAGUCUUUAGUUUCCCAGCCUCCGCCUUCAAUGCAGCGACCUCCAUCUGAAGCCGACGAGUCCUUGCUUCAACGAGAACUUAGGCAGAAAUCGGUCGUGUUCGAUUACCCCUACCGAAACAACGUUUCUCGCUGCACUGGUCCUGAGGACACUGAUACAUUCAUUGGACGCGACGAUGUAUUAUUCGUCUCGCUCUUCACCAAGAGUGCAAAUGCCAUUCCGAUAGCAAGCUUUGAAGCGUAUGCGGACCAUCUGAAAUACUCAUCCAUGCGGAAUAAGCACACCGACAUCGCCCAUAGGGUACUCAACCCCUGGCUCACCUUACUCAUCUAUAAAAUCAUGUCAAGUCAAUACGUCAAACGCUUUCGCCGCAAUUCUAGCCAUGUCAUAUUCUUCUCGAAAUUCUGUAUUAAAUCAACUGACUGUACCUCUCUUGCCGAGGCGCAAGCGAUGCAAUUUAUAUCCAAGGUCACCACUAUCCCAAUCCCUCGAGUAUACUGUGCCUUUGAGCAUAAAAGUCGAGUCUACAUCCUCAUGGAGAGAAUACAAGGCCAGAGUUUAUGGAACGGCUGGUGCCAGCGUUCACCAGAGUCACGAGCCCGGAUACUAGAUCAGCUUCGAUCAAUGAUCGCAGAACUUCGAUGCCUCCAGCCAGAGAACAGUAUGGAGAUUUCAAAUGUUGUUGGUGGCCCCAUCUAUGACCAGCGGCUUCCUAAAAUGUCAAUCUGGGGCCCAUUUCGAACAAUUGGCGAAUUUCACCAAGAACUACGCAAUAGUAUUAAACCUGAGGAUGUAUCGCAUGAGAGUACCCCGACAGACCUUCAACGCCUCGUUUCUUUUCAUGAGAAGGAUUUUGGACGACCUAUUUUUACUCAUGGUGACCUAAGCAAUUCUUUGACUCCGCUUACACGCAUCCGGGCGUCCAACAAGCUCUGGGAGGUCGCUUCGAAACAACUCAAGGAUACAGGUUGCAUGGCAGAACAUAUAUCCUUUGAACAAGGAGGAUGGGUCAUCUCUGAUGCCAGAAUUUUAUUCGAGCGGGAAAAGAAGCGAUCCUACUAUUAUACCUAUGUCGAAAGUCCUGUUCUAGAGAAAUGGGAACAUAAAGCAAAAGCCAGCGGGAAAUACAAUGAGGAAGAUAUGAAACUCCAACCUCCAGCAUCUAGGAUUCCUUCAGAUGUAGCCAAGCUAGGUGUGCAGGUGCGGCAAAUCAAGGUUAUUGAAAGCAAAGCACGAUCCGUCGCUUAA